Messenger RNA from Oryzias latipes (Japanese medaka), 3793 nucleotides. It is a transcript of the gene me2, whose product is annotated as malic enzyme 2, NAD(+)-dependent, mitochondrial. Gene Ontology annotation, molecular function: NAD binding; malate dehydrogenase (decarboxylating) (NADP+) activity. Gene Ontology annotation, biological process: malate metabolic process; pyruvate metabolic process. Lineage: Eukaryota; Metazoa; Chordata; Actinopteri; Beloniformes; Adrianichthyidae. The record is from RefSeq and is a predicted model, not a curated record. Gene Ontology annotation, cellular component: mitochondrion.
AAAGGACAUUCCGUUCUGCGAUUGGAUACAGCGCUGUUUUCCUCUCUCCUCUGGACUGGCUGACUUAAGCGCAUAGACUUUCAGGGGAAACUCCUAAAAGAUAAACGCCAAACGGUUACACUACGAAUAAGGCGGAAGACAUGUGCUGAGCAGUUGUUAAGACUGUCAACUAAAGAAAGAGCGACUUUUAGUGUUAUUUCGAGCGCAGACACCUUCACGCAGUGGACGUUCCAAACGAGUUGCCAUGUUGUCUAGGUUAAGAACGGCCUGUUCCCUCAGGCCCUGUGUCUCUGCCUGCAGAUGGGCCCACACCAAAGAAAAAGGCAAGCCCCUCAUGUUAAACCCCCACACUAACAAGGGCAUGGCUUUUACUCUCCAGGAGCGACAGAUCUUAGGCAUUCAUGGUUUACUGCCUCCUAAAGUGGAGACUCAGGACAUUCAGACGCUGCGCUUUCAGAAAAAUCUCAAGAAAAUGACAGAUCCUCUAGAAAAAUACAUCUAUCUGAUGGGCAUCCAGGAGAGGAACGAGAGGCUCUUCUAUAGGGUUUUAAUGGAAGACAUCGAGGAGUUGAUGCCAAUUGUCUACACUCCCACUGUGGGCUUGGCCUGCACACAGUAUGGACACAUCUUCAGAAGACCCAAAGGCUUGUUCAUCUCCAUUUUGGACAGAGGACAUGUCCGCUCCAUCCUGGACAACUGGCCAGAAACCAAUGUAUCUGCUGUUGUGGUAACUGAUGGCGAGCGCAUUUUAGGGUUGGGGGACCUUGGUGUCUAUGGAAUGGGCAUCCCUGUGGGUAAACUUUGCCUGUAUACUGCCUGCGCUGGCAUCAGACCUGAGAAAUGUCUGCCUGUGGUGAUCGACGUCGGCACAAACAACGAGACUCUCCUUAAGGAUCCCUUUUACAUGGGCUUGUAUCAAAAGCGAGACCGGUCUCAAGCCUACGAUGACCUUAUUGACGAGUUCAUGGAAGCUGUGGUGAACAAAUAUGGCCAGGACACGCUGAUCCAGUUUGAAGACUUUGGAAACCACAAUGCAUUCCGAUUCCUCAGGAAGUACAGGGAGAAAUACUGCACCUUCAACGAUGAUAUCCAAGGCACUGCAUCUGUAGCCCUUGCUGGUCUGUUAGCAGCUCAAAGAGCGAUUGGCAAACCGAUCACACAACACAAACUGCUUUUCCUGGGAGCUGGAGAGGCUGCUCUGGGCAUUGCCAAUCUGAUCGUGAUGGCCAUGAUGGAGGCAGGGAUGACGCAGGCAGAGGCCCAGGAAAAGAUCUGGAUGUACGACGCCCACGGUUUACUUGUUAAGGGCAGAUCACAGAAAACUGAUAAUAACCAGGAGGCUUUUGUCCAUGAUAGUCCAGGGGACGUGCACAGCUUCCUGGAUGCUGUCAACACCAUCAAACCCACAGCUAUUAUUGGAGUGGCGGGAGCUGGACGCCUGUUUACCCAUGAUGUUAUUAAAGUCAUGGGGACAUUCAAUGAACGACCAAUCAUCUUUGCUCUGAGUAACCCAACAAAUAAAGCAGAGUGCACAGCCGAGGAGGCCUACACUUUAACUGAUGGGAGAUGUCUUUUUGCCAGUGGAAGUCCAUUUGGUCCAGUUACUUUGAGUAACGGACAGGUCUUCACCCCUGGGCAAGGAAACAAUGCUUACAUCUUUCCAGGUGUGGCCCUGGCUGUGAUCCUGAGCGGAGUGAGGCACAUCAGUGACACAGUAUUCCUAGAGGCUGCUAAGGCUCUUGCAGAACAGCUGACUGAUGAAGAGCUUGCAGAAGGCAGACUCUAUCCUCCUCUCUCCAACAUCAGAGAGGUCUCUGUCCAGAUUGCUAUUAAGGCGAUGGAAUAUGUCUACUCCAAAGGCAUGGCAUUCCGCUACCCUGAGCCCAUGGACAAGAAUGGUUUCAUACGUGCUACUGUGUGGAACACCAGCUACGACUCCUUUCUGCCGGACACAUACGACUGGCCAGGCGUCAGCUUUAAGCCAAAGACGGACUAGACGUGACGCAAGCACUCGUUGAGCCUCACGCUCAGACGCCUAUUUUCUUCCUUUUCCACUUUCAUUUUACAGCAUAAGAUCUGUGUUCUUUCUGUGCAAUUUUGAGCGGCUGAAAUCCUCCGUAAUCUUUAUUCUUUGCUUCGUCUGGUUUAGAUCUGUUUUUUUUUGGGUUUGCUAAAAUUAAAGAGGGAAAUAUUAGGCAAAAAGGGCACCUUAUAGGUGAAGAAAGCUCUUGUGGGGUUGGAUAGCCAACUGAUUUUGGAAUAUGGAGUUGAGAAAACACAUUUUAGUCUGGGGGACUCCUCACCUUUUCAUCAUUUAUUGUUUGCAGUGAUCAUAUAUGUCAACAAAUAACAAAUGAAAGAUAUAGAUUUACGUGAAAGAAUAUAUAUUAAGCAAAAAGCAUUGAAAAAAUUAUGAACUAGUGACUCCAGAAUAAAUAAAUUGACAUCAAUAUUAUUAACUUAAAUGGGAAAAAUGUAUAUGUUAAAGAAAUUGUAUAUUAUUUUGGUCUUUUAUGAGUUACUGUUGACUCGUUUGCUAUUCUAUUUCGGUUUCAGGUUUCAGUGCAGUUGUAACAAGAAUAUUGAGGUGGUGCAAACAUGUAAUGUUAUUUAGUGUUUUAAACGACUCAACAUCACAUAUUAAUUUGAAUAUUGCCCUUUACUACAUUAUGGCUAUCUUCUAAACAGCCAGUAAAGCGCAUCUAGAGAUGGAGGGGAGGGGGGGGGGGGUGAAAAAACAAGAAGGGAAACAAACCUGACUGAUGGGGUAACCUGAAUAUUAUUUUAGAGCUUUGAGCUGACGUUUCUGCAGAUUCACAUGGAGAAAUGUGUUAUAUUUUAUAUGUAAAAUGACUAAUUGCUACAGCUAGUCCUUUCAGCACAUUGUUGCUCCUGGUUUUUUCCCUUAUAUAUUCUUUUAUUUUGUGUUUGCACUCCAUUAAGUCCAAUAUAUAAUAACUCCAUUCUUUAACAAAAUCCCUAUAAAGGACAUAGCAGAAAUGGUAUAUUAACUGUACGUAGCCAUUAUUAUUUACAAAACAGAGUGCAAUAUUGAUUAAGCUGAUAAAUAUAAUGUACUAUUAUAAACUCUUCAUUAAAGAGCCGAAAUAAAAUGUUUAGUCAAUGAAUAAAGUAGCUUGUAGUGGUGAUAGUGAAUAUCUUUAACACUGUGCACAACUAAAUAACGAAUGAGACUUUAUUUUGUUCUUCUGUUCACCUUGAUGUUUUACAACGGAUAUGUCACGCGAUCAUCUUGAUUCUUCUGAAGGAAAUCCAGCUGUCGGUUAACCAGCUGAUAACUUGCUUGCCUUUUCAUGAACUCUAGUGGAGUUAUUAUUGAUUAUUAUAUAUAGACCUCAGGGUAUUGUACCUAUUGUAUCUGUUUGCUUUGAAGUGCCAGAAAAAAAAUGGGUUAAAAUUCACUCCAUGUUCAACUCUCAACAUGCUGCUGGUUGAGCUAAAACACACACAAAAAAUGUGUUUUUCUUUUUGUUAAAAAUAGUCUCACCUGUGUCUUAGAUUUUUGUCUGUGCAGCUUGUGACAAAAAAAAGGUCACUUGUUUUUAAUGUCCAUUUAUGUAAGUGGAUUUGCAAUUGUUUCAAAUGUUUAUUUCUAAUAAAACUAUGUCUGUCCUGAAACUGAAUUUUGUUGAUGUUGUCCUACAUAUCCGUGACCCAAGUAUUCAUUGAUGCUGUCCGGUUUUUGAGCUUUUAUUGUAAUGUUUUGUACAAAGUUAAUUACAGACACGCACAAUGUUUCAAACCUGAUAAAUACAAUUUAUUUGACAUUGUA